Drosophila gunungcola (fruit fly) is the source of this 925-nucleotide messenger RNA. RefSeq names its product transmembrane emp24 domain-containing protein 1. Lineage: Eukaryota; Metazoa; Arthropoda; Insecta; Diptera; Drosophilidae. Gene Ontology annotation, biological process: Golgi organization; endoplasmic reticulum to Golgi vesicle-mediated transport; intracellular protein transport. Gene Ontology annotation, cellular component: endoplasmic reticulum; Golgi apparatus; COPII-coated ER to Golgi transport vesicle. The record is from RefSeq and is a predicted model, not a curated record. Bases 96 to 788 code for a protein of 230 amino acids. The transcript has a single exon.
UCAAAAAGCAAGCUUUUUGUUUUCUUUUAAUAAAUCUACACAGACUGUAAAACAGUAGAACGAUCCGAAUCGAAAACUGGAACCCCAUCUAUAAAAUGUUCCAAAUCGUUUGUUACAUUUUUCUAAUAGUCCUGCUGAAGGACUUGGACUCUUCCAAUGCCGAGCCCCAUAACAAACAACUGACCAUUUUUGUGGGAGCUGGACGACAGGAAUGUUUUUACCAGCCGAUUGCAACAACAGAGAAUAUUCGAAUCGAUUAUCAGGUGACUCACGGAGGUCUAGGCGAAACUCAUAUUAAUUUUAAUUUAAUGGAUCCGAGUCGCCGUUUGUUGAUCAAUGAAAUAAAACAGGAAAAGGGAAAGCACAACUUGGUGGCUAGUGAUACGGGAUCCUACAAGAUUUGUUUCGACAAUACCAUUAGCUCUUUUAACCAAAAGAUCGUAUCCUUCACCUUGGAAGUAACUGCUGCGGAUCGAGAGGAGCAGGAAUUGCGAGGUCUGCGCCAGGAAAUGUUAACCGACUACCAAUUCGAUGUGGCCUAUACCGGUAUCGACAAUUACAUGGGAAAGAUUCAGGUGAACCUCAUGAGAUCCCGUCAAACUCAGGACUUUCUUCGAGCGCUCGAGGCCAGAGAUCGCAAUGUGGCCGAAUCCACUUAUGCCAUGGUUAACAAUUGGUCAUGGGCUCAGUUUUUGUCAAUGAUCUUCGUUGGCCUGCUACAGGUCUUGAUGGUGAGAAGUAUUUUCCACACGAAUGGGACGUUCUACAACUUUUGGAAAUGCUUUUAGGCUGUUUUCCUAUCUGUUUAUUUGAGCUGUCAUAAAGAAAAUCUAUGGGAGCGUUAUAGAUUGGAUAGAAAAUAUUGUUUAUAGUCUGUAAAGAGUUUUUUUUUCCAAUAGCGACUCGACUAAAAUUUGAAUUAUGU